AUGUCGUUGUCGUUUAGUGUUUAUGCAGCAGAGACGAUGGAGAAGAAGAUAGAGUACGCUUUGAAAGAAUCAGAGUCGAAGCAGAGUCGUUUGAGCAAGGCGUACGGUUGCCUUCGCUUCCAAGCAACCUCCCUCGCCAUGUUUUCGGUACAGUGGAAGGAACUCGAGGACCACUUAGCGUCCACCCGACAGUCCAUCGAGGCCAGAUUCUCGGAGCUCAAGAACCGCGAGGAGGAAGUCGGAAUCCGCAACGAGCAGUUGGAAAUCGAAGAGUCGAAGCUCAAUUCACAGAUGGAGUCAAAGUCCAAGGAAUUAAGCGUGCUUGAGGAAUUGAUUGUAGAGAGUAGGAACCGCUUGCGCUCGUUUGAAUCAUUGAUCAAAGAACACAACGGCGAGGUUGGUAUUAAGGAGGAGAGAUUGGAGGAAGUGGAGAAUUCUGUGAGGGAGAAGGAGAGGGAAUUGAAUGAGAUUCUGGGGUCGAUUGAGGCGAGUACGGGGGAGUUUGAUUUGAGAGAGGAGGAAUUGAAUUUGGUGCUAAGGUUGAUCGACGAAUGUGGCAAAGAGUUGGAAGUCAAAGAGGAGAAGCUUAGUUUGAUUAAGCAAUCAUUAGUAGAGCGUUCGAAUGAACUCGAAUCGAGAGAAGCGUUGAUUAGGGAAGUAGAUUUGAAGGAGAGAGAAGUUUGCUUACGUGAGAAGGCACUGGAGGAGUGGUCAUGUAAGCUUGAACUGAAAGUGAGGGAGCUUGAAUUGAAAGAGAAGCAAAUCGAAGAAUCGAAACAAGAAGGUGAGAAGUAUUUGGAUGCAGUCUCCAGGGAACUUCAAGGGAAAGAGAGCCAACUGCAAGGGAAAGAGAGUUUACUGCAGAGGGAAGAGAGCCAACUUCAGCAGCAGGCCAGAGAGCUUGCAUUGAAGCAGAAGGACUUUAUCAAGAAAAUCGAUGAAGAACAUGCCGAAACCUUGAAGUCGAAAGAGAGGCAAAUAGAAGAUCAGGCCAAAGAGAUUGAAUUAAAGCACAAAGAAAUUGAUUCGAUGAAGAAAUGCGCUGAAGAACAUACCGAAAACCUCAAAUCAAAAGACAGGCAACUUGAAGAUCAGGCCAAAGAAAUUGAGUUGAAGCACAAAGAAAUUGAUUCAAUAAAAAAGUCCGCUGAAGAACAAACUCAAAACCUGAAAUCAAAAGAGAGGCAACUUGAAAAGCAGAUGAAAGAGCUUGCAUUGAAGCAGAAACAAAUUGAUUCGAUCAAAAAAUCCGCUGAAGAACAUACCCAAAACCUGAACACGAAGGAGAGGCAACUUGAAGAUCAGGCCAAAGAGCUUGCAUUGAAGCAGAAAGAAAUUGAUUCGAUAACAAAAUCCGCUGAAGAACAUACCCAAAACCUGAACAAGAAAGAGAGGCAACUUGAAGAUCAGGUCAAAGAACUUGCGUUGAAGCAGAAAGAAAUUGAUUCGAUAAAAAAAUCAGCUGAAGAACGUACCCAAAACCUGAACACGAAAGAGAGGCAACUUGAAGAGCAGGCCAAAGAGCUUGUAAUGAAGCAGAAAUCAAUCGAUUCAAUAAAAAAAGGCGCUGAAAAACAGACCCAAAUCCUGACAUCGAUAGAGAGGCAACUUGAUCACCGGGUGAAAGAGCUUGCAAUGAAGCAGAAAGAAUUGGAACAUACUAAUCAAUCCAUCAUCAAUAGGGAUGGUACAGGUGCGAAGCGUAGUACCAACACUUUUGACCCCAGCUGGUAUCAAGAGCAACAACAGCACAAAAGCAAGUAUCCUCGCACAUGUGAAUCAGCUGCUACACCUUUUCCAGUGCCAAGCUUCACCCCAGCCUAUCCGUGGCCAAACCCGUCAUCUUGGCAGUAUGAAAAUUAUGGACACUACGGGCACUCUGGUACAGCUGCCAACAACUGUGAGUUUGGUGAUAGUUUUGGUCACAGUUUUGGUGGCAGUUACCGUGCAAUACCGAAUCCUGGAGUACAUUGCCGAUUGACAUAGUUUCGGAGCAAGUUUAGGUGAG
Messenger RNA from Pyrus x bretschneideri (Chinese white pear), 2008 nucleotides. RefSeq names its product nuclear matrix constituent protein 1-like. Bases 1 to 1986 code for a protein of 661 amino acids. NCBI's taxonomy places the organism in Eukaryota, Viridiplantae, Streptophyta, Magnoliopsida, Rosales, Rosaceae. The record is from RefSeq and is a predicted model, not a curated record. The transcript has a single exon.